GUUCAAGAACUCGGAGGCGAUCGCCCUGGCAGCCGGCUCGCACAUCAACCUGGCGGGUGAGUUGUGCGGCGACGGCUCGAAGCCCCCUCCCGAGUGCGCGUAUGAGAUGCCGACGGGAGAAUUUCCUACAGCGUACUGGCUUCGCAUGUUUAUGAAUUUUAUUGGGCCCAUGCUGGAUCGCAUUGCAUAUGGCCUGCCGAACUCCGAGCAGCUGGACCGCAUCGCAAUCGAGUGGGUUCCAGCAGAUGACGCUGCGGCUGGUGGUAGUAGGCCGAAACCGCCCCAGCAUAAGGUCGUCGCUAGCAGCCUGGACGACUUGAAGGAGCUCGUCUUCACUGGUGAGGUCAGUCUCUCGCGCGGGAGCCGCUCGCACUUGCUGUGUGCGAUCAAGGUACCGGCCACGGACCCCAGGGACUCGCUUCUCAUGGGGAUCUACGUGGUCCCCGACAAGUCAGAUGCGGCCACCUCCAAGUGCCCCGUGCCAGCGUGGAUGGUGCGAGUGGCUACCGACGCGAAGGAGGCCAACCUGAUUGGUCAGAAGCGCAUCGUGCGGCUUGAUCUGCCAGGCUACCUGGUGAAGAAUGCGGACGCGACGACGGCUAUCAAUAUCCAG
Molecule: messenger RNA, 613 nt
Organism: Prorocentrum cordatum
Lineage: Eukaryota; Dinophyceae; Prorocentrales; Prorocentraceae
Source: the annotation of a GenBank genome assembly